Molecule: messenger RNA, 459 nt
Organism: Entamoeba invadens IP1
Lineage: Eukaryota; Evosea; Mastigamoebida; Endamoebidae
Product: caltractin, putative
Exons: 1
Coding region: 1-459 (152 amino acids)
Molecular function (GO): calcium ion binding
Source: RefSeq, a predicted model, not a curated record
AUGUCAAACACCGAAGACGAAGAAUUGGAAGUUGCACGUGACCUCUUUGACGAGAUUGACACGGACAAAAGUGGAACAAUUGACUUUGACGAGUUUUGUAGAGCAUUAACUCAGUCAAACACUGUGGAAGAUGUGGAGCCAUUGAAACUCUUUUUUGGUCUAUUGGACACUGACGAUGACGGAGAACUGUGCUUUGCAGACUUUUAUAAACUACUUACUAUACUCAACCACAUGCCAGACAAAUCAGAAACUUCAAUGAUGACCGCGUUCUUCAAUUUGGCGGAUGGCGACGGAAAUGGAACACUUGAUGCCGACGAGGUUAUUCGUUUGUGCAAAAAGAUUGGAUUUGCUCCGGGAGAAAUGGAUGUCAACCAAUUCAUUGAGGAAAUUGACACCAAUAAAGAUGGAGUAAUUCAACUUGACGAGUUUUUGGAACUGUUCAAGGAUGAAGAAAAAUAA